AUGGAACUUUCUUGUCUACUAUAUGGUGGAAAUCCAGAAGUACACAUGGCAAAUUUUCUUCGCAAGAUUGCAAUCAUGGCAGAAUCUGGUUCCACUUUAGAACAAAUGGAAUUUUUUAUUCUGAAUAGCCUGAAGCUUCAUGGGUUCCCCACAAAUGAUGAGACAAAUUCCAUUGAGUUUAGGAAAAAAACUGGGAUCAACUCGUAUUGGACGCCUAUUGGUUGGAAAACUGCACCUUGUUUUAAAUUUGCCUAUGAAAAUCAGUCGCAGACACAAGCAACCUGGAGCCCGCUAGAUGCAAGUUCACUAGAAGCGGAAGCUCCAGGAUAUCUAUCUGACCCUCAGGCAUUGUUGACAGGCAGAAUAGGAGAACUGGUAGCUUUCAAAUACUUUGUGGGAAAAGCUGGUAAGACUUCGGUGAAGUGGGUUAACGAGGUUGACAAGACUGGCCUGCCGGAUGACAUAGUCAUAGGAGGUGAAGAGGAGAGUAAAGAAUACAUAGAAGUUAAAUCAACCAAAUCCACUACAGACUGGUUUGCUAUAUCAGUAAAAGAGUAG
Molecule: messenger RNA, 558 nt
Organism: Fraxinus pennsylvanica
Lineage: Eukaryota; Viridiplantae; Streptophyta; Magnoliopsida; Lamiales; Oleaceae
Source: the annotation of a GenBank genome assembly